GUGCUUUGUCUUCACUGGCUGCCGGCUGGCGUCACUCAAGGGGCACUACUGCUCCUACAGUAAAUAUUUGUGUUUUCUCAACCGGUUGUGAUGGUGAACGACUGAGACUGAAAAGAGAGGAAUAAAACCACGAAUAUCAAAGUCUAGACACAAUACUACGAGACGCGAGUAGGAAUAAAGCUUCAGCGCAAAAUGGAUGAGCUCAAACACCAAGUAAUGAUAAACCAGUUCGUCUUGACAGCGGGUUGUGCUGCAGAUCAGGCAAAGCAGCUUUUGCAAGCAGCACAUUGGCAAUUUGAGACUGCCCUCAGUGCCUUUUUUCAAGAAACGAAUAUUCCAUACGGUCACCAUCAUCAAAUGAUGUGCACCCCAGCUAACACACCGGCCACCCCACCCAACUUCCCUGACGCCCUCACCAUGUUUUCCCGGCUGAAGGCCUCAGAGAGCUUCACCACCAGCAGCCCCAUGGCCUCCAUGGCCACCUCUCCCCCUCCUCCACACGAUUGCUGGGGCGUGCCACCGCCCCCCAUGCCCAUGAGCGGCCCACAGGGUCAGGGACUCUGGAUUCAGGGGGAGCCACCCUCCCACCCUGCAGCCUGGCCCACGGGGGUCACCAUUAACCCCCACACCCACCAACACCCGGCCACCGAACAGAAGGCGAGUGUGGCCAUGGAGGCCGAGAGAUGAGGGGCCAGGACUGGAUGGCCCUGGGGGGAGGAAGGGAGAGGGAGGGAUGGGUGAGGAGGAAAGGAAAGGUGAAGGUGUCUCUUUCCAAUUGAGGAUGGGAGGGUGAAGACAAAGACAGCUACGUAAACCAAGAAAAACCAAGCAACUACAUAAUGUGGACAUUUCAACAAGAGGUGGAGAAAAUGAUUCAAAUAAGGAAUCAAAAGGAAAACAUUUUAAUGGAAAAAGCAGUGCACACACUUAGCAAUAAGAGAGCAACUGAAAUCUUUGUUAGUUUGUUUUUCUUCUCUCUCAGUAAAUGUAUAGAUAAGACAAAGAAAUGUAUGGAACUAAAGGUAAUCACCAUCAUGCUUAUGUUUUCUGACAUUUAAAAGGCAGCAACUGUUUCUUCUCUUGUUCUUCUUCUUUUCUUUUUGUCUGUCCAUCCAGUGUUUCCCCUAUACUGGGGACCUGUGAUAAGAAGUGUUUGUGUUGCAUGGAGAGAGAGAAUCUGUCCAUCCAGUGUUUUACCUCUACUGGGGACCUGUGAUAAGAAGUGUUUGUGUUGCAUGGAGAGAGAGAAUCUGUCCAUCCAGUGUUUCCCCUAUACUGGGGACCUGUGAUAAGAAGUGUUUGUGUUGCAUGGAGAGAGAGAAUCUGUCCAUCCAGUGUUUUACCUCUACUGGGGACCUGUGAUAAGAAGUGUUUGUGUUGCAUGGAGAGAGAGAAUCUGUCCAUCCAGUGUUUCCCCUCUAAUGGGGACCUGUGAUAAGAAGUGUUUGUGUUGCAUGGAGAGAGAGAAUCUGUCCAUCCAGUGUUUCCCCUCUAAUGGGGACCUGUGAUAAGAUGUGUUUGUGUUGCAUGGAGAGAGAGAAUCUGUCCAUCCAGUGUUUCCCCUCUACUGGGGACCUGUGAUAAGAAGUGUUUGUGUUGCAUGGAGAGAGAGAAUCUGUCCAUCCAGUGUUUUCCCUCUACUGGAGAACAGUGAUAAGAUGUGUUUGCGUUGCAUGGAGAGAGAGAGAAUCUGUCCAUCCAGUGUUUUCUCUCUACUGGAGAACAGUGAUAAGAUGUGUUUGCGUUGCAUGGAGAGAGAGAGAAUCUGUCCAUCCAGUGUUUUCCCUCUACUGGGGACCUGUGAUAAGAAGUGUUUGUGUUGCAUGGAGAGAGAGAAUCUGGCAGUGUAAUGUUUUACUCUAGUAUUCUCAACAUGUGUGCAGUGUAACCGUCAUGCACACUUACACACUCAACUAGCGAGCAGAAGAAACAGUGACAUAGUUUUCAUUACCCAUCGGAAGGUGGAACUCUUCUUACCUCACCUGGUGGUCACCUGACUUUUUUCAGCCUAUCAGGGAUUCUCAACUGUUUGACAAUGCAGAAUUUUUUUUUUAAACUGAUUGUAAUUUUUCAACUCUGGUAUUUUCUCAUGACGAUGACACUGUUCACUGCUAUAGCUUUUCUUUCCAAUGAAGGGUGAUGCUUUACUAUUAACCUGUUCUGGAAGAUAGAACAGGCCACUGCAAUGGUUCUGCAGAUUUGGGUAUUAUAUAAAAAUCAUGGUUUGAUAUAUUAAAGUUCAUGUUUUUCUUGGUGGGAGGGAUGGAUGGGGUUUUGGAGGAUUCGAGAGUGGGCGGGAUUUGUUUAUGUUGUGUUUGGGAAGAGCCAAUCGGAGAAGCUAAUAAUAAAUCUACAGAAAAAACAGACUACUAUAAAUACAUUGACCAUUUGUAAAGCAGAACUUGCCAUUUUGCAUGAGGGAUACUGUCUUGUAGCAAACACUUGAAACCGAGACGUGUUUCUGGCUGUUGGCGCAGGGGAUACUACAUGGGUUAUCCCUCUGAUUUAUAAUUUGUAUAGCAGCAUAAUACAACUGGUUAUGAUCACGCGUGUACUGUGAUCCUGCCUAUAGCAGAUUAUGUAAAGCAUUGAUUUAAGACAAUAUUCACAUGCAGGGACAGCCCCGUUCAGUUUUGUUGUCCUUGGGUUAUUUCAAUUGAAUAAAGAAUAUAAAAUAAACCCAGCUAGAAAUCAUUGUUUAUGUAAGUUCUUUUUUUAGGCAGAACAUUUUCAGGAAAAUAUAAUUAUAAUUCUGAGUAAACCAUCUUUAAUUUUACUAAAAUAAUGUUUCAGUUCAUCCCUUUUCCAUCAUUUUUGUUUGAAUCUGGGAAUCUUGGGAUGGCCUAUACCUGAAUGGUUUUUCAGUGUAUGUUUCCCCCUGUGUGACUGUAUUACCAUUCCCACAAUAUUUGUGGACUACCUGAUAAUUAACUUAGCAUUUUUUGUGUUCCUAAAUAAAUAUUGUAUGUCAACCUACACA
Oncorhynchus tshawytscha (Chinook salmon) is the source of this 2980-nucleotide messenger RNA. RefSeq names its product UBA-like domain-containing protein 1. Gene Ontology annotation, molecular function: protein binding. The transcript has 3 exons. The coding region runs from base 193 to 687 and encodes 164 amino acids. Lineage: Eukaryota; Metazoa; Chordata; Actinopteri; Salmoniformes; Salmonidae. The record is from RefSeq and is a predicted model, not a curated record.